Molecule: messenger RNA, 1213 nt
Organism: Labeo rohita (rohu)
Lineage: Eukaryota; Metazoa; Chordata; Actinopteri; Cypriniformes; Cyprinidae
Product: integumentary mucin C.1-like
Exons: 14
Coding region: 351-1049 (232 amino acids)
Source: RefSeq, a predicted model, not a curated record
GUCAGAUGAUAUUCAUUUUUUCUGUGGGAUCAUCUGCAUUCCCUCGAGGAGUGUGUGUUCAGACAUUCUCACGGUUUGUAUCUGAGCAAAUCUGAGAUUAUAUCUGAAGGAAUGACAUUUGGAUCUUGGUGAGUUCUUUUUUUUUUUUUCUUUUUUACGCAAUAGAAUUUAGAAUUACUGAAGUAUUUCAAAAACACAUUUGUUCUUCCAUUCCAGAUGAUGUUUCUUUGUAAUCAGUGCAUGCAUAAAAACCAAGGAAACUUCCUGCUAACUCACAGCAGAUGCAAGAGCAGCUCUGAAGCUGUAUGAGAAGAAGGAUUUCUACAUUGUGAUUUUAUCUCUGAUUCAUCAUGAGAUUGUUACUGGUUUCACAUCUGCUGGUGCUCUUAUCAGUCGUGUCGAUCAGUAAGGUCAGGGCACAAACAACAUCUGCAACAACAACAACCGUAUCAACAGCAGAAUCCACCACAUUGCCAGCCACAUCAACCACACCAGUAGAAACUACAACAACAACACCUGAACCAACAACAACAACAGAAUCCACCACAUUGCCAGCCACAUCAACCACACCAGAAACUACAACAACAACACCUGAACCAACAACAACAACAGAAUCCACCACAUUGCCAGCCACAUCAACCACACCAGAAACUACAACAACAACACCUGAACCAACAACAACAACAACAGGCAUUACAACAGCACCUGGACCAACAACACUGUCAGAAACAACCAUGUCAGCCAGCACAGUCUCAACAACCAUUGCAACAAAAAGUCCAUGGACAGCACCGGCAAUAUUUUAUCCAUUUGGUGCAGCGGCAGGAGACACUGAAAUUCUUGAAUUUGGUGGUGAUACCUCUCAAGGGUUGCCUUCUCCACUCCAUUUACAUACUUUAAUCGCACUUACAGCAGCAUAUAUGUUAAUAAUAACGGACUGCUUACAUUCAACCAACCUUUACCAGAAGCUCAUCCUCCUUACCAAUUUCCCACAUAUGGAAAUGAAGAUUACAUUGCUCCGCUCUGGACUGAACUUGAUGACGUUGGUAUAGGCAUAUACUCGUAUCAGCAGUACACCAAUGGAAGUGUUCUUACUCGCGCCACUCAGGAUAUAAACCAGUAUUUCCCUGGAAAAGGCUUCACUGCUUCUUGGGUCUUUGUUGCAACGUGGGACUAUGUGCAAACAUGGGAUAUGAAUGCAUUUAAUCGUCGUGAA